Messenger RNA from Chara braunii, 1862 nucleotides. The record is from the annotation of a GenBank genome assembly. Lineage: Eukaryota; Viridiplantae; Streptophyta; Charophyceae; Charales; Characeae.
GCUAAUCCACAGAAUCCGAAUCCGCAGAAAAAUGUCAACCAACAACAGAAUCCUAAUCAACCCGCCCCACGAGCACGGGCUCUUAUGACACCACCUGAUCUCUAUCUGUUUGACUCUGCACAUCACCUCGCUGGAGCAUGGUUGGCCACGCUUCGGGCACAACAAUAUGACGAUAAUGAAGCUCAUGUGAAUAUUCCCGCCCGAUUAGGAGGGGACGCUCAUCAUUGGUUCAACACUUAUGUAUGGGUGGGUCUUCCGACUUUCGAGCGAGAUUUUUUGAAUCGAUUAGAUUAUGUCCAUCCAGAGCAAGCGCUCUUCAUGAUCAAAGACCGAGUUCAAAAACCUCUCGAGUCUAUUGCAGAAUAUCGAAAUCGGUUCUACCGAAUGUUUGUGAAAACUGAGCGGGGCGAGCAAGUAGGGAGAGAUUUGUUUAUCGAUGGACUUCGCAGCCGAACGAUAAGGGCGGAACUGCGAAAACAGUUUUCCCCCAUCAAUCGUACACUGCAAAAGAUUAUGGCCGCUGCAGAGGAGAUGAAACGGAAGUUCGCGAUCAUCGAUCUCGCCUUUUUCCAAGAUCGGGCGGCCUCCGAGGACGAAGAAAUAGAGAUCGAGGAAGAGAGCGUCGAGGAAGAAGAAAAAGUCGUCGAAGAGGACGAGGAGGAAGAACCCCCGGAGGAAGGCAGUUAUAGCGAGCACAACGAGGGAGAACAGAGUGAAGGCGAGGAAGAAGAUGAGGAAGGAGAAGAGGAGCUAGAGCUGGAGGAGUCGGAGUGGGAGAUUUUGGAGGAGGAGCUCGAACGAACGGAAGCAGAGCAGGCCGAAGACCCCGAGGCGGCGCGCAAGAGAGACGAAAUCGCGGCCGGGAAACGGCAGCUGGAGUUCGCCAGCGCGGCAACGAAGGGCCGCAAGAGCUUGGAGGCUGACACGUCACACCUCUCUACUACUGAUAAGGACGAUCAUUCGAGAAGAGAGGUUUUGCAAAACUCCACUCAAAAGCCAUGUCCGUGUCCAGAGACUUUAAGCCCCGUUUGCGGAGUGGACCGCAAGACUUACAUCAACGGCUGCAUAGCCCUCUGCAAUGGCAUCCACAGCUUCAUCCCUGGCAACUGCACAGUUAUUGGCUGCCUGGCGGAGUGUCCAAGGAGUUUUGACCCCGUUUGCGGUUCUGAUGGGUUAACCUACAGCAAUGUGUGCGUUGCAGAGUGCGCAGGCGUCUUCCAUUACACACCUGGUGUGUGUGAAUAAAGCGGACAACUUCAACUUCAACCCGCACUGACAGUGUAGUGAGAGCACCAGGUCCUAGGGUCAGACUGCAAAAGUCUACAAGAAUACCAGCCACCUAGUAAGGGCAGCAAGAAUGCCAUCCAACCAUUAGGAGUGGGCCCGAGUAGAGCUGUAUGGUGAGCUGCAAUGCCAGUGAAGCUUCUACUUUAACAUCUGGAGAUUCUGAGUGGAAAGCUUGCAGAAAAGCCAGCCCGAAUGUACUUAUGAACGCAUCCAGGCUCCAGGGCAUCAGAGGAAGAGGUACACGAUGAUCAGAGGAAACAGGAUUUGGGUGGGUGGUCCCUACAGUAGUCUAAAUGGGAAACACACGGUAGAAUUACUCGAGGGGAUAAGGGUCCACUGAUCUAUCGGGGAGGGAGAGAUGGUGGCGGUUCUACAAUGUCGUCUAUAACUAUCUUAAAAGUCUACUCCUUUUUAAAAUUCCUGAACUAGUUCGCAAAAGGGGGGGAAGGGAGGAACUAGUUUGUAACGGCAGAUAUCUGGCACCUGGCACAGGAUGAAGAGGUUCUCUCCCCCUUUUCUAAAGACCUGCUCAGUCAAUCCUCUGGAUCCCAGAGUAAUCAAUGCUGGCAGGGGUU